Molecule: messenger RNA, 285 nt
Organism: Echinostoma caproni
Lineage: Eukaryota; Metazoa; Platyhelminthes; Trematoda; Plagiorchiida; Echinostomatidae
Source: the annotation of a GenBank genome assembly
AUGGACGAUAAACGCAGUAGACCCAGUGUGUCUGAGGAGAGCCAGAUUUCAGUGGUCCAGUGUAAAUCGCUAAAGAAGACCAGAGUCAAAAAAACGGGAAUUGUGAAUGAUGACGGUGGAUGGGAGCAAUUUCACAAUGAUAUCCACAUUUCCCAUUACCAAUCGGGAGUCGACGAGAUCCAGAAAGAGUUGCGCUUUAAACAUCCAGAUGGUCGAUGGGAGACCAUAGUGGACGGUGAUCGACAGGAAUGGGCGUUUGAGGAAUUCAAAGAUGAACGCCAGUGA